This is a messenger RNA of Priapulus caudatus, 872 nucleotides long. RefSeq names its product serine/threonine-protein kinase fray2-like. NCBI's taxonomy places the organism in Eukaryota, Metazoa, Priapulida, Priapulimorpha, Priapulimorphida, Priapulidae. The record is from RefSeq and is a predicted model, not a curated record. The coding region runs from base 63 to 707 and encodes 214 amino acids. The transcript has 2 exons.
GGAAGCCGUUCGCCGCAUCUAGCGCGCGUUCCAGCGUGGAGUCGUCGGAGAGUCGCGCUCGCAUGAAGGAGCGGGAACGCGACCUGCCGUCGAUCCUGCGGGAUAGAGUCAUGGAGCUGCCGGCGGGCGCUCGGGAGAAGGACCGGGAUAAGGCGGGAAGCAGGGAGAGGGAGUCGGGAAACAGGGAGAAGGAGAGGGAUAGAGAUCGGGACCUAGUCGGAAGUAGAGAGAGGGAGAGAGAGCUGCAAGGUCGGGAGAAGGAGCGAGAUCGGGAGAGGGAGCAGGACAGAGAGCUACCCUCCAGGGAGAAGGAACGCGACAGAGACCGAGACAGAGAGCGAGAGCGUGAGCGGGAGCGAGAUCAGGCCAGCAGGGACAAGGAGCGCGACCGAGACCAGAACAACCGCGAACGAGAGAGGGAGCGUGAGUUCUCUUCCAGAGAUAAGGAGCGCGACACGGGGGAUGCAGCGAACAGAGAGAGCUCCGGAUCCAACAGAGAGAGGGAGCGUGAGCAGCUGAGCCGGGACAAGAGCGAGAGCGCGAGAGAGAGUCGAGCAACAGGGAUCGCGAGCGGGACGCGGGCUCCUCUGCGAGGGAGAAGGAGCGCGACAAGGACAGAGACGUCGGUCGAGAGCGAGAAGGCGCGCCGCCGAGAGAGAAGGAGAAGGACAGAGAGACGACGAGCCGAGGAAGGAGAGAGCCGUUAACAAGGAGAAGGAGGUUGCUGUCGGCAGAGACAGGGAUGCUUCCUCGAGCAACAGCAACGACAGAGAGCUGACUCUGGCGGCGGCACGGGAGAAAGACCAGGAACGCGAGAAGGAACCAGCGAAAGAAAGGGUGAAGUGAGGAUGAUCUGCGUGCAAUGAGGCUGC